AUGAACUCUUCGUCGUCCGAUGUGAACCAAAGCGGAUCUCCUUUCUGCCUGCUGGGCCUGGGCUACACCCACACCUUUAACACUUGCGUGCUGGAGGCGGCCGUCAUUCUCUUCCUCACUAUCCUCAUCAUCAGCGGCAACCUGGUGGUGAUCUUCGUGUUUCACUGUGCUCCACUGCUCCACCGCCACACCACCAGCCACUUCAUCCAGACCAUGGCCUAUGCAGACCUCCUGGUGGGGGUGAGCUGCCUGGUGCCCUCCCUGUCCCUGCUCCACUACCUCAAGGGGUUGGACGAGGAGCUCACUUGUCAGGUGUUCGGCUACCUGGUGUCUGUGCUGAAGAGCGUGUCCAUGGCGUCUCUUGCGUGUAUUAGUGUUGACCGCUACAUCGCCAUCACACAGCCGUUCUCCUACGCUACACUGGUCACACCAUGCCGCCUGCGCGUCUGCAUCGGCCUCAUCUGGCUCUACUCCGCCCUCAUCUUCCUGCCCUCCAUCUUUGGCUGGGGGAAGCCCGGCUACCACGGGGACAUAUUUCGCUGGUGUGCGACCUCAUGGCAGACAGAUCCGGGCUUUAGCUCGUUCAUCGUGGCUCUGCUGUAUGCACCGGCCGCCCUCACUGUGUGUUUCACCUAUGGGAGUAUCUUCCGUAUCUGCCGUCAGCACACCCGGGAGAUCACCCAGCGCCAUGCACGCUUCGGCCCCCCGGAGAGCGAGAGGGGCGAGCGUUGUGAAGGGUGCCCGGAUAAGCGCUAUGCCAUGGUGCUUUUCCGUAUCACCAGUGUGUUCUACGUGCUCUGGAUGCCCUACAUCCUCUACUUCCUGCUGGAGAGCACCGGACUCUACCACCACCUGGUUGCCUCCUUUCUCACCACAUGGCUAGCCAUCAGCAACAGCUUCUGCAACUGCCUCAUCUAUAGUCUCUCCAACAGCAUGUUCCGGAAGGGCCUGGGCCAUCUGUUCAGGCAACUCUGGUCCCCCUUUCUGGGACUGGGCUGCUACAUGGAGGGGAAAAAGGGUCCCGCUCUACCCAGGCCGCGCCCAGCCCCAGCCUGCCAUGUGUAA
Messenger RNA from Coregonus clupeaformis (lake whitefish), 1065 nucleotides. Its product is annotated as probable G-protein coupled receptor 21. The record is from RefSeq and is a predicted model, not a curated record. Gene Ontology annotation, biological process: G protein-coupled receptor signaling pathway. Gene Ontology annotation, molecular function: G protein-coupled receptor activity. The coding region runs from base 1 to 1065 and encodes 354 amino acids. Gene Ontology annotation, cellular component: membrane. The transcript has a single exon. Lineage: Eukaryota; Metazoa; Chordata; Actinopteri; Salmoniformes; Salmonidae.